This is a messenger RNA of Octopus sinensis (East Asian common octopus), 1805 nucleotides long. RefSeq names its product store-operated calcium entry regulator STIMATE. The transcript is spliced from 7 exons. Lineage: Eukaryota; Metazoa; Mollusca; Cephalopoda; Octopoda; Octopodidae. The record is from RefSeq and is a predicted model, not a curated record. Gene Ontology annotation, cellular component: membrane. The coding region runs from base 760 to 1800 and encodes 346 amino acids.
AUAGCCAAAGAAAUAUUGAAAAUAGUGAAAAGAAAAGUUGUGCGGAUUAUUUGAAACUGAUAAAGCGCAAAGAGUGACGUGUAGUGCCCUCUAUGUAUGCUGUUGAGAAAGGGUAGGUAACUGGUGGCUUCGUUGCUGAUAAUUUACCAUUUCAUUGUGACAGUCGGCGGCGAUACUGUCAUGAUGAUCAGUGUCGUCGUUAAAUAUAACAAGGAAUAAGAAAUUGCAAACUAAAGAAGGAUCUGUUUAACCGAACCAAUUGCAAAUAUAUAAUAAUAACGAAGUGGAUUUCUUGACAUGGAAAAAUAUGCUUUGUCAGAGAGAAAUAGAUAUAUAUUUUUUUUAUAUAUAGGUGCUAUCUGAUAUAAGUUUUCGUUUUUGCUCAACAUCUUUGUUUUCACUUUUAAUGUUUCUAUAGAUUCUUUGUACGAUCUCUCUCUUUUCCUUUCUCUCUCUCCCUCCUCUCUCUCUCUCUCUCUCUCUUUACGUACAAUAAUACCGCUGCAUGACACGCGCACUUUCAUUCAGAAAAUACACGAACAAAACUAUUUUACGCUAUCAUGAAUCAGGUUAUAUCACAUUCCCUAAACAUUUGGAAAGCAACUCUGAACUACAGUGUAACUAAGUUGAAACGGACACCUACCUCGCUUCUGCGUUGAAGACUGGAAUAAUUGAUGUCGACUUCUCAUCAAGGAUUUACUAUCUCUUUAUCUUUCUCGUCCAUUAUUGUUAGACUUGGACAAAACUAUUCCGGCAUUGAUGCUUUUCCAGCUGGACAAUACUCUCUUGGUCGAAGAUGGUCAACAUUCGGUGAGUGUUGUCGCACAAGAAUUGACACAGCGUCAGCUAGUUAACAUAACAAGCCUCAAUGGGUCUUCGGCUUCUUCGUUUCUAUUGUUUUCUAGAAUCCCGUCCCGUGCCAAUAACACCCGGCACUCACACCAAGUGCCUGCCUCAACCCGUCUUCCAUCUGACACUACAGAAGCGAAACUACUCAUGGAUGUACGAUGUUCCCCGGGAGAUUUACUUGGACCACUGGGUCUCUUCGUGCAAGCCUUACUGGCUUUCCUUGCUUUCACCACACUCAUAGCCAAAAGAUUUUGUGAGCCUAAGCAUGAGAGACGGCCAUGGAAAAUAUGGUUCUACGAUACUUCUAAACAAGCAAUUGGUGCUGCUGUAAUUCACUUUGCUAAUGUCUUUCUUGCUGAUAUGUUUCAAGGAGACCCUUGUACAUGGUAUUUUGUUAGUUUUUUGCUUGACUCCACAGUGGGUUUACUUGUGAUAUACAUAGGGCUUAAAAUUGGCCAAUGGCUUGCUCUUCGGAAAGGAUGGGAGAGUUUACGUUUUGGAGAAUAUGGAAGACCACCGCAAUGCAAUGCUUGGAUAGGUCAGUGUGGUCUCUACAUUCUAGUUAUGAUCAUUGAGAAAAUACUAAUGACAUUACUAGUACUAUGCCAUUUUUGGGUAAAGGUGCGAAAAUUUAUUUUAGCCCCAGUGAAGAAUGCUAACUUGGAGAUUGUGAUAGUAAUGUUUAUGGUUCCCUUAUUUGUGAAUGCUCUUAUAUUUUGGGUGGUAGAUAAUUUUUUAAAACGCCAAAUCCGAGAAACGAAAACCCUUUCAAUAAACAGCAACGAUGUAUCAGUGAAGUAUUUCCGAAACAACGACCGCUUGAAGUAUUACAACCAUUUAGAAAAGCCAGAAGACUUUGAAGCUAACAUGUUACUAAUGGAGGAUGAAGAGAUCAACACAUCAGCUGUUGGGAUUGGUAACAACAAUACAACUAAUCUUUUACUGGACUGACAAAA